This is a messenger RNA of Paramuricea clavata, 3691 nucleotides long. The record is from the annotation of a GenBank genome assembly. NCBI's taxonomy places the organism in Eukaryota, Metazoa, Cnidaria, Anthozoa, Malacalcyonacea, Plexauridae.
UGCGCUUUAAGAAGCUCGUACAUUUGAGAACAAGUUCAGUUGUAGUGUGUAUGUAGCAAAGUGACAAUGGCGAGCUCAGUAGCUUCUAGUCCCUAUUCAAUUGCAUCGUUGAUAGCCUCAGAUCCAGUAAAACCGAAAAUGGGGUCUUCUAUCAGCCCAAUGGCAAUGGAACAGGCGUCCUCUUCAGAGCCAGAUGUGGAGCAUUCUAGCGGCCAAGCAGUUUUGGAAAACGAAGGCAAAUCCCAACCGAAAUCUACCAGUAGAUGUUCAUGUUUUGCAUGCACACAGCCUUCAGCAUUCUCGCCUUUUAAAAACGCCUUUGGUCCUGGGAGCGAAGUGAACCCUUUUUCAUCCAUUCCAAGUGUGAGGUCAUUUGCGGAUUACGUUUACAUUCCCACAAAAGGUUGGUAGAAACAAUAACCGUUGCUUUGCGUUUGUAAGAUUACUUCAAUGGCGCAAUCGUUGAGCUGCGUCGUUCGCAAUUCAUCUUUAGGUCUCUAAGGAUGAUUAGCACACACCACUUACUAACUUAUAUACUACAAUUUAAUUUCCUUAAGUUUACAAAAAUUAUCUAUAAAAUAUAUCAGUUGAUUAUAUUGUAAUAUUAAACUCUGUUGUCGGAAAAGACAAGCCGUCAUUUUCAGACCGUGUUCAGAACAAGAAAUCUUCGUGCUCAUCGUUUACAAAUACUGAAAUCCAAAAUCAUGCAGAAAUUUCUAACUGAGUCCCUUACACGGCAAUCCUAUGCUUGGUUUCUGGCCGUCAGGGGACGAUCGAGUGCCGAGAACCCUAAUUACGAGUAACGGCUGGAAAUCGAGCCUGUAGGCAAUCCCCAUGCAAAAUCAUUCAAACUCAUGAAGAUCUCUUUCAAACGGCGGCAAAUUAAUCGAAAAAUAUCAGUCAAAUAAAUAUUGAAAACCAAGAAUUUGAUUAAAAUCCCGAAAAUUUUCAUAUACAUUUGAGAUUAAUACACCUAUCGAAUCAUAUCUCGAAUUAGAAUAUAAACUCGCACGGUCUGUGCCAGCGCGGGUAUAGUGAGAAUAACGCCAGAUCGAUGCGGAUUGAGAGGGAUCCAACAUCUGAAAAAUUAUCAAAAAUACAAGCCAAACUUCAACGUUUUAAGCGAAGGCUCUUCGUGGGGAAGUUACUGCUACUUAGUAAGUACUACUAACCACUACUUAGGGGCGGACCAUUAGAAAAGUGAAGGGGGGAGGGGAAGCAAAAAUAAAAAUCGAGCAGGCAAAACAGAAAGAAAAAUUCGUGCACCAAAAAAGAUUGGAAAAAAAAUUCGUGCAAGGGAUUAUAUUUAAAAAGAUUAUCGACACAAGCACACAAUUUAAAACAAUAUUCGUACAAGUUGAAAAAGUCCCCCCCCCCCAUCACUUUUCUAAUAGUCCGCCCCUUACUACCAACCACUACUUGCUACUAACCACUAUACUUACUUACUACUACUUACUACUUACUUUUAACUUCCGCACGAACGGCCUUCGCUCGAAACGUCGAAGUUUUGCUUGUAUUUUUCAGGUAAUUGAAUCCUCAGCUUUCCCAUAUUUCGACUGAUAUACUAUUUUUUCCUUGAUUUCCUACCUCAUGCACAGUUUCGUCGGCAAAGAAAAAGAAGAAGGAGAGCAAAACUCGACGUCAACGAACAACUUUCACAAGUGAACAAACAUUGAAGCUCGAGCUGGAAUUUCAUCAGAAUGAAUACAUCACGCGUUCGAGAAGAUUUGAACUUGCUGCUUCGCUCAAGCUCACGGAAACACAGGUAUGAAAGAUGAAAGUACUAUAAAGAGGAUGGACGAGAAGCAGAUUUUCAAAAUGGCGGCUAUAUUUUUCGUGAUCGUUAAAACGCAAAAGAAUCAACAACCAGGCAGUUCUAACAUUCUUAAACCUUACCUUAAUAAACGCAACCCUGAAUCUAACCCUUAUAGGCGUGGAAGAGGGGGUGCGCUGAAAGGCUGCAGCCUAAGCGGCCAAAUGAUUAACGAAAAGAGCGGUUUAUUUAUCUUGCAGUAAAUGUACAAGACUACUAGUAUAUAUAUAUAUAUAUAUAUAUAUAUAUAUAUAUAUAUAUAUAUAUAUAUAUAUAUAUAUAUAUAUAUAUAUAUAUAUAUAUAUAUAUACGAGUAGGUUUGUGAUAUAUAGACGAGUAGGUUUGUGUAUACGAAACGCAAAGAGUGCUCAAUAUCAUAAAGAUAGAGCAAAUGUAGAAUUUCGCUUACCUCAAAAUUCCGCAACAGUCUGUUUCAUCAGUAAUAUAUAUAUAUAUAUAUAUAUAUAUAUAUAUAUAUAUAUAUAUAUAUAUAUAUAUAUAUAUAUAUAUAUAUAUAUAUAUAUAUAUAUAUAAAAUCAGUAACAUCAUUUCCUCACUCUGAUAACUGGCAGUUGACCAAAAUCUGUCUCACGAUAGACGGACAGUACUUAGUGAAACAUACCUAUAUUCAAUAACGAAAUAGCCUGCCAAGCUCGACGCUAUUAAGAUGGAGGUGUGCUGAAAUUAAAACUGAGGAUGCCGGCCUUGACUACUGCUACCAGAAUGCUUUGCGAGUUUCGUUAUUUUAGUAUUAGGAUCACUAGCUUUCAGCCGAAGCAUAGCCUAUAUAAUCUGGAAUUCUGGUUUCCCUGAUAGUUCUCUGACCAAGAUGUUUUUCUAAAUUGUUUUGAAUGAAAACUUUAUUGAAUGAAUGGUGGUAAGGGGCGGGGUUCUUAAAUUUGCGAUAUAAUAUUACGAACGUUGGUAAAAUAAUAGAAGUGUCGCAGAUGUUUUGUCCAGGAUUGCAGGAGCAACUAGAUUAAAAAUUUAGCUAGAAUUAUUAACUUCUGCCUGUUCAUCGAUUUAUAAAUACCCUAACUAUUUUUCAUGUUUUAUAGGUGAAAAUAUGGUUCCAAAACCGACGGGCGAAAGACAAACGAAUUGAGAAAGCACAACUGGAUCAACACUUUCGAAUUUCGGGAUACCCUACCGGGCUUUUGUACCACCGUGCAGCUUAUUAUGGAUUCUGUAAUUCUUCGCCUUAUUAUAAAACACCUACGACUCCUGACUCAGCAACUUUGUCUACGCAGCCAGCAUUGCUAUAAAGAACAAAUAUCACACAAAUAUAAUUUAUUUGAAUGAUGCAAAUACUGUAUACAGGGGGCGUAGGGAUAAAUUAUCCCUCCCACCACCUCAUCUUGCAAAUGCCAUUGCCCCAUCCAAAUUAAACAAUGCCAAAAGGAAAGUGUCUUUAAAUGUACCUUAACACGCUUCGAUUUGUCUUGUACGAUUCGUAUCCUGGCUUGAAAAAUACCGUUGACGCUACAAUCCUUCUUCGUUUCGUUUAUAUUCAACCACUUUCGCGUGCUUAUUCGAUUACAUACGCCAGAAUACGAAUCAUGCACGUACAACACAUCGUUAUAUAACUUAUAUAUAUAUAAACGAUGAACACGUAUUCCACUUGUUUUGAGAUGCGGAGCGUACAUACGAACAAAUAAAACACGUACCUGUCUCGGACAAGAAGAUCUUGUUCGCGUGUAUACUGAUCAUGAACCUUAAAGACAGGUCAUGUCUUUUCUUCGCCUGUGCAAUCUCGUAACCAGAGUCAUCAUCGAUUCGUUGAGCGGCUCUGGUCACGAGAUUGGCGCAUGUAGUUAUGUGAGGACCCUCUGCAUAAUGUAGACAAUAUAUAUACCCAAAUUUCGCGUUGUUUCGACA